Molecule: messenger RNA, 3509 nt
Organism: Neogale vison (American mink)
Lineage: Eukaryota; Metazoa; Chordata; Mammalia; Carnivora; Mustelidae
Gene: RBM41
Product: RNA binding motif protein 41
Exons: 8
Coding region: 84-1610 (508 amino acids)
Biological process (GO): mRNA splicing, via spliceosome
Cellular component (GO): U12-type spliceosomal complex
Molecular function (GO): pre-mRNA intronic binding; U12 snRNA binding
Source: RefSeq, a predicted model, not a curated record
GCUUCUCUGAGAGCAGGCGGCGAAGGGAGCUCUCAUCUACCUUUUAACUUUGAAAAUGGCUUUUAUGACUUUGUGUUUGGGGUAUGUCACGUUGUCGGGAUGCGAUUUUGUGUGAGCGGGAAGACAAAAGAGGAGGGAGGAGGGGAGACGGGCUAGACAGGCCUGCGGGGCGAAGUUCAGGAAGGGCCUCCGUCGCCGGUUCCCGUAGGAAUGCCUUGCCAGCACAGGCAUCUAGGCCACGGCUCCGGCCCCGGGAGCUGCACGGAUGCUGUGGCUUCUUACUACUUCACACGGACCCACCCAGGGUAAAUAGCUGUGUGAAAAGUGGUGAGCAUGUCCUGGAGGAGUUGGAAACAGAAGGGGAGAGGCAGCUGAAAAGCCUCCUUCAGCAUCAACUUGAUACCUCUGUCUCCAUUGAGGAAUGUGUGUCUAAGAAAGAGAGCUUUGCUCCUGGUACUAUGUACAAGCCCUUUGGGAAGGAAGCAGCUGGGACUAUGACUUUGUCCCAGUUCCAGACACUGCAUGAGAAGGACCAGGAAACUGCUUCUCUUAGGGAACUGGGGCUCAAUGAAACAGAAAUCUUGAUCUGGAAGAGCCAUGUUUCAGGUGAAAAGAGGACAAGACUGAGGGCAACCCCGGAAGCAAUCCAGAACCGUCUUCAAGAUAUUGAAGAAAGGAUCUCGGAGCGUCAGCGCAUCCUCUGCCUACCACAGAGAUUUGCCAAGAGCAAACAGCUGACCCGGCGAGAAAUGGAAAUCGAAAAGUCUUUAUUUCAGGGAGCCGAUCGGCACUCCUUCCUCAAGGCUCUUUAUUACCAAGCAUACCACAAAAAGACAAGUGCAGACAAGUACAUGACCUCAAUGAAGAGGAAGAUAAAAUUAGGCACAAAAGAUGAACCCCAAAAGAAGAACAAAGGUGAUCCCAUGAACAACCUGGAAAGUUUUUACCAAGAGAUGAUAAUGAAAAAACGUCUUGAAGAGUUCCAACUUAUGAGAGGUGAACCCUUUGCUUCCCACUCACUGGUCUCAGCUACAUCAGUGGGAGAUAGUGGCACAGCUGAGAACCCGUCAUUACUCCAGGACAAGGGAAAACAGGCAGCACAGGGUAAAGGUCCCAGUCUCCAUGUGGCAAAAGUUAUUGAUAAUUCACCUGAGCAGUGUUGGACUGGGCCUAAGAAGCUGACGCAGCCAAUAGAAUUUGUCCCAGAAGAUGAGAUCCAGAGAAAUCGUUUGUCAGAGGAAGAGAUCCGAAAAAUUCCUAUGUUUUCUUCAUAUAAUCCAGGGGAGCCAAACAAGGUGUUAUACUUGAAGAACCUUAGCCCUCGGGUGACCGAAAGAGAUCUUGUCUCACUGUUCGCUCGGUUCCAGGAGAAAAAAGGACCACCAAUUCAAUUCCGAAUGAUGACUGGACGAAUGAGGGGGCAGGCUUUUAUCACCUUUCCCAAUAAGGAGAUAGCAAGGCAAGCAUUAUAUCUAGUAAAUGGAUAUAAACUACGUGGGAAAAUAUUGGUGAUAGAAUUUGGAAAGAACAAAAAGCAACGGUCAGAUCUCCAGGCUGCUUCUCUCAUAUCAUCUGCUACAGAUAACAUGACAGAAAUCAGUGGUAGCUAAAAGAUAUAUAGAUGGUGAGUCCCAGGAGGUCUUCCUUGCAUCAGAAUCUUGGAUCUAGAAUUUGGGUAUAGAUAGAGUUUGGAUUUGAAAAAGAGAAACUGAGGGAGAGAAAAAUUAAGAUAAUCCCUCUCAGUUUCAGGUUGAAUUGGUAGAAAACACUUUUUAUAAUCAAAGACUAUAUAGGACAGACAUGCCAAGUAUGAAAUAUAGGAUACAAAAAGUAUCAUUUUCUCAGGAUAAAUUACAAAUGAUUAUUUCUAAGGAUUUUUAAAAAAUCUUUAUGAUUUAUCUGGGGUCUUCAGUAUUUGUCCAUAAAUAUAACAUUCUUUCCAAGAUCUCCUCCUAUAUGCAGAACCAAAAAACUAAUUAAAUGUUGAAAUACUUAUUUACUAUAGCUCCCUAUUAUCCCUAAUUAUAACCACCUAGUAAAUAAAGGACUAAGACCCCAGGCCUAAACAUCAACAAAUGCUGUUGAGUGGGAACUAUCAGCAGUGACAAUAUGUAUUUUCAUAAAUCAGUCCACAUAUUUAAUGAAUGCUUCCCCAUAAAGUUAUCAGUGUCUUCAAAAAGCUAUAUAUUUUUCUAAUGAAAUCAUUUAGAUCAAAAUAUUGAUGUUCUCAUAGUCAUUUAAGCUAGCUACCAUUGAGUAAUCAUUGAAUUCAAAGCAAUAAACAUUGAAUGACUAUUUAAUAUAUGUUAUAUAUUAGGUAUAUGAAUUUACCAUUAGGUAUAUGAAUUUACCCUAAAGGAGGAUGGGAAGAAAGCAGUCUCUAGAAGAGAGCCACCCAUUCCCAAAUCCCUCAGUUGUGUGCUUGUAGUUGCUGGCGAAUAGCAAGAAAAUAUGAUAUAGAGGAUGUAGUACAAACUUUGGAAUCAGACCUGUGUUUGAACUUCACAGCCACACUUAUCACUUCAUGACCUUGGCAAGUCACUUUAUCUGAGCCUCAGUUUUCUCAUCUAUUAAAUGAGGAUAAUAAUACUACUUACCUCACUGGGUUAUAAGUAUUAAGUGAGAUGAUAUUAUUUUGGCUAAAGAACAGGAAGAAAAAAAAAUGAAGGUUGAACAGAGAGUAGGACCAUUAAUUACUCCAACAUACUUGUAAUGAAAGGACCAGAAAAAGAGAAGAGAAAGAAGCAGAAAAAAUAUUCCAAUAAAUAAUGGAUAUAAAUGUCCCAAAUUUGAUGAGAAACAUUACCUACACAUCCAAGAAUUUCAACACACCCCAAGUAGGAUAAAGAAGAAAUCCACAGACACAUCAUAAUAAAAAUGCCAACAGUCAAAGACGAAGAGAAACUCUUGAAAGUAACAGGAGAAAAAUGAAUCAUUACUUACAAGAGAACACCAGUCAGAUUAACAGCUGACUUCCCAUCAGAAACAAUGGAGGUGGCAGUGGAAUAACUUAUUCAAAGUGCUCAGAGAAACCAACUGUCAUUAUAGAACCCUGUAUCCAAUAAAGCUGUGUUUUAAAAAAUGAAGAUAAAAUAUAAGUCUUCCCACAUACCAUAAGCUGUUGUUGCUGGCAGACCUGACUUCACAGGAAAUACUAAAGGAAGUUCUUCAGGUGGAAAGCAUUGACCUCAGAUAAUUUAAAUCUACCCAUAUAGAAAAGUAGCAUGGGUAAAGGUAAUUACAUGAGAUAGUCUAAAUGCAUUUUUCUUCUCUUACUUGAUUGAAAAAGUAAUUUUGUAAAACAAUAUGUACAUAGUUGCCGUGUUUGGUUUAUAACAUAUAAAACUGCAAUAUAUUUGCCAAUAACAGGCCAUAGGAGGUGGGUGAGGCAAAGCUGUAUUGGACUAUAGAAAUGACUCCAGAUGAUAUAACUCAGAUCUACAGGAGCAAGUGAAGAGAAAAAGAAAUGGGAAUUAAGAAAGUAAAUAUAAAAAAGCAUCAAAUAUUUA